Messenger RNA from Daucus carota subsp. sativus, 3766 nucleotides. Its product is annotated as LRR receptor-like serine/threonine-protein kinase RPK2. The record is from RefSeq and is a predicted model, not a curated record. Gene Ontology annotation, molecular function: protein binding; protein kinase activity; ATP binding. The transcript has a single exon. NCBI's taxonomy places the organism in Eukaryota, Viridiplantae, Streptophyta, Magnoliopsida, Apiales, Apiaceae. Gene Ontology annotation, biological process: protein phosphorylation. Bases 68 to 3511 code for a protein of 1147 amino acids.
GGUACUUAGAUAAAGAUUACAGUGAGAACACGCUAAUGAAUACAUACAAAUAAUUGGAUAAAGAUUGAUGCACCCAACUCUUUGUCAUUUCCCUACUUUUUCAAGAAAAUCCAUUACUAAAACACCCAUCUUUUCUUUUUUGUUAAUUUGCAGCUUUUUGAAAUUUUGGGGUUUUGGUUUGAUUAUAAUUAUGAUCAAGAAAAUGGGAAGAUUGAUUUAUGUGAUUUUGUUCUUGUGUUUUGGUUGUUCAGUUUUAGGGCAGGACAAAAUGGUUCUGUUGGAGUUCAAGAACUCGAUUUCUGACCCAUCUGGGAUUUUAUCAAGCUGGAAAACGGAUGCUUUGAAUUUCUGUUCAUGGGAUGGAGUUACAUGCAAUUCAGAUUCUAGAGUUGUGGAGCUGAAGAUAGCUGGUGGUAAUGGAGGUAAUGUUUUUGAUGAUUCUUGUUUGAAAUAUUCGGAAUUUAUGUUGGAUGGAUAUGGAAAUGAAAUAAAUUGUUCUGGUAUGAAUGGAAAGUUGGUUGGGGAAUUACCAUAUGUUAUUGGGAAGUUGACUAUGCUUAGGGUUUUAUCGCUUCCGUUUAAUGAACUUAGUGGUGAACUUCCUAGUGAAAUGUGGGGUUUAAAGAAUAUUGAAGUACUUGAUCUUGAAGGGAAUUUGAUUACUGGGAAUUUGUCGGGUAAUUUUGAUAGUUUUAGGAAGUUGAGGGUUUUGAACCUUAGUUUUAACAGAAUUGGUGGGGAGAUUCCGAAUUCUCUUUCUAAAUGUAGCGAUUUGCAAGUUUUGAAUUUAGCAAGAAAUAAGAUAGAGGGAAGGAUUCCAGGGUCCUUUGGUGGCUUUGUGAAGUUAAAAGUGCUUCAUUUGUCGUUUAAUUUGUUGAGGGGAUCAGUUCCGGAUGAAUUAUUGAAAAAUUGCGGGAGUCUUGAACAUAUGGAUAUAGCUGGUAAUUAUCUAAAUGGGAGCAUUCCCCGCAGUUUUGGUAAAUGUGGUCAAUUAAGAACACUGUUGUUGUCUUCUAAUACAUUUGAGGGUGUUAUUCCUUCGGAACUUGGUGAUCUUAAGAAGCUUGAAGUUUUGGAUGUAUCGCAAAACAGCCUUCGUGGUAAUAUUCCGACACUGCUUGGAAACUGUUCUAGCUUAUCAGUUAUUGUCCUCUCAGGUAAUUUUGGUCAGAAAGCGGUUGGCAUACCUGAUGCCCUUUUCAAAGAGUAUAAUAUGUUUGAAGGUUCCAUCCCCGAGCAAGUUACAUCACUCCCUCAGUUGAAGAUAUUUUGGGCUCCAGAUGCAAAUUUAAAAGGCAGAUUUCCUAGCAAUUGGGGACAUUGUGAUAACUUAGAGAUGGUCAACCUGGCGCAAAACUUAUUUACAGGAAAAAUAUAUGGGGUAUUUGAAGGAUGCAAGAACCUGCAUUUUCUUAAUCUGAGUUCAAACAGCAUAAGUGGGGGUCUCGACGAAAAACUUCAAGUUCCCUGUAUGACCGUGUUUGAUAUUAGUUCAAACCUAUUGUCAGGGUUGAUUCCCAGUUUCCACAACAUUACUUGUACUUCUCUCUUCUCUUCUAGUUCAGGCCUUCUUGAAUCUUCCAGCCCAUCCUUUGCGUAUGUGUCAUCCUUUACAUGUAAAACACUUUCAGAAAUCCCUCUACCAUUUUCAAGUGUAGGCUUUCCAGUCAUUCAUGACUUCAGUCACAAUUACUUCAGUGGUUCAGUUCCAAUGCUUCCUGUAAUCCGCGGAAGUCUAGGCAAAGGUGUUGAAUAUGCAUUUAUUGCAGCUGGAAAUAAUCUUACUGGCAGCUUACAUGAAAACUUAUUUGGCAACUGUAACAAGUUUUUUAGAAUGCUCAUCAAUGUAAGCAACAAUAGACUUUCUGGUCCACUUCCAUCCGGUAUUGGUGUCACAUGCAGACCUCUAAAAGUUUUGGACGUCUCCAAGAAUCAGAUUUCAGGAGUAAUACCUCACAGUAUUGGAUAUUUACAUUCACUUGUUAAGCUUGACCUGAGUUGGAACAAGUUACAGGGUCAGGUGUCAGUUGAUCUCAGUCGCAUGAAGAAUCUGAAGUAUCUAUCCUUGGCAGGUAACGAGCUGAAUGGAAGCAUACCUUCUACAUUCUCACAGUUAACUGCUCUCCAAUGUUUAGAACUUUCAUCGAACUCUUUUUCUGGUGAAAUACCCGUGGGUCUAGCAAACUUGCAUAACCUAGCUGUUCUAUUGCUUGAAAACAAUAAACUGGCAGGUAGCAUCCCCACAAAGUUGUCAAAUAUAACGUCACUCAACAGCUGUUACAUCUCACUUGAUAAUUUGUCUAAACAAUUCUUGUUAGGCAGUAAGAAAAUGAGUUGUAGCAACUUUCUUGGAAGUCUUUUCCUUCCUGUAUCUCGUUUAGCUUUACCUCCAGGCGAAGACACACAUGACUCUGUGGCUUAUCCAGUAACGAGUGGUUCUAAAAGCUCAAACAAAGGAUUUAGUUCUAUCGAGUUGGCAUCCAUAAUAUCUGUAUCUGCAAUUGUUUUUAUUCUUCUAUGUCUAGUCGUCCUCUUCUAUUAUAUAAGAAGAAAGACUCCAAAUACGAGAGCUCAUGUUUCAGAAUCUUCUGAGAGGAAGGAAGUUGUAGCCUUCAAGGAUAUAGGGGUACCGUUGACUUAUGAAAGUAUCGUUGAAGCAACAGGAAAUUUUAAUGGAGUCCAUUGCAUUGGAUAUGGGGGUUUUGGUGCCACUUACAAGGCUGAGAUCGCACCAGGAACCAUAGUGGCAGUGAAGAGGCUCACUUUAGAACGAUACCAAGGUAUCCCACAAUUUGAUGCUGAGGUAGGCAUCCUUGGAAGGAUAAAACACCCGAAUCUUAUAACUUUAAUUGGUUACCAUGCCAGUGAAGCAGAGAUGUUCCUCAUAUACAAUUUUCUUCCCAGAGGUAAUUUGGAGCAGUAUAUCGAAAAACGAUCCAAAAGGGAUGUCGACUGGAGAGUACUUCACAAGAUUGCUCUGAAUGUUGCAAAUGCACUUGCUUUUCUUCAUGACCAAUGUAAUCCACGAGUUCUACACCGUGACAUCAAGCCAAGCAAUAUACUACUGGAUGAUCAAUAUAAUGCUUAUUUAUCCGAUUUUGGGUUGUCAAGGCUUCUGGGAAUAUCUGAAACCCAUGCAACGACAAGUGUUGCUGGAACUUAUGGUUAUGUAGCACCAGAAUAUGCUUUAACUUGUCGCGUAUCUGAAAAAGCUGAUGUUUACAGUUUUGGCGUAGUCCUUCUUGAGUUGCUAUCCGAUAAAAAAUGCCUAGAUCGUUCUUUUUCUUCUUAUGGAAAUGGUUUUACUAUAAUAUCAUGGGCUAUAAUGCUACAGGAAAGCAGUCGGGAAAAGGAGUUUUUCACUAGUGGACUAUGGGAGACAGCUCCGCAAAAUCACCUUCUUGAAGUUCUAAAGCUAGCAGUAGCUUGCACAGCUGAGGUUAAAACUACGAGGCCUGCAAUGAGACAAGUUGUCCACAUACUGAGGAGAUCUCGACCUCCUUCAGGCUAGGUUCUGCACUUGCCAGUCGUUUCUUGUACAUAUGAAGAAGGGCUGAUUUUUCCAAGGUGACAUAUAGUUGUUGCAGCCAAUUGUUUAGCUUUUAGUCAUUCAUUGGUGUUAGCUGAGAUAUUUUUUUGACUGGAUCUAACCAUGCAUCUCAUUCUUUCAACAAUUUUGUGUACAGUCAAGUACAAAGAUGCACCAAAGUGACACUCUUUGGCUAUGUUUGUUAGUAAGAAAAACACUUCUCGAAUUAUUUGAAAA